Melampsora larici-populina 98AG31 is the source of this 555-nucleotide messenger RNA. RefSeq lists its product as uncharacterized. Lineage: Eukaryota; Fungi; Basidiomycota; Pucciniomycetes; Pucciniales; Melampsoraceae. The record is from RefSeq and is a predicted model, not a curated record. The coding region runs from base 1 to 555 and encodes 184 amino acids. The transcript has 2 exons.
AUGGUUUCCACUCGUCGUAAUCCGGUUUCUGAUGGUGCAAGUCAUUCAACUGGUGUACUGACUCAGUCAAAAUCCAAUGCGAAGACGAAGAGGUCAAAAUCAAAGAAGAAGACGAAAACGAAGAAUGGUGAUGGUCAGAACGUUACUGAAGGUGAUGAUCAAAACAUCAUCCCAGAUCGCCAAACUGAAGAAGAAGACCAGGGUCAAACAAUCACUCAAAACAAAUCCUCUCAACCCAGCAUCUUCCGAUCUCGCUUUCCUGGACUAGAGAUGGAAACCUUCGAGGACCAUCUGGAUGAUUGGACUCUUGUUGAACUUCGACAACAUAUUGCUAAACAAGGAUCAAAGUCAAGUAGACCUCAUCAGGAGAUUAGGACUUUGGUGAAGAGUAUUUGCUUGGAAUACGAGAAGAGAAUGCUGAUGGCAGCCUUGAUGGGUGGAGUGCCAGAAAUUGUGAUCUGGAAUCUUGUUGUGCUUAAACGCCCGUAUACAUGUCAACCUAUAGGGGAGAAGGAGCGAGGAAGGGGCAUGCAAAUCCCUGGAUUCGAUUUUUAG